CAUUUAUUCAGGGCUGUCAGCUAAUGUAUUCGUUCCACUCAAAGCCAGAUUCGUACGGGAAACAGAUCAAAACACACACACUUGUACACUUGCAUAUUUAUAUAUUUGUAUAUAUUUUGACUAAAAAUCUAGGCAUCUCUCGCUGCAACCGAAGAUCAUGUCAGAGGCAGACAGCAUCGUCAGGAGAAAGUUCGAGAUCUCAGCAGCAACGCCGAACAACAGUCACAUUUCGCUUCGAACCGAGUUGAAAAUAGUACUGGAAAAGCAAACGGAGGCUGAAGAGCAGCAUGAUCUAGGUAAAAUUACUGAUAAGCGGCAGGAGAGGGCAACGGAAGUCCAGGAGAACUUGUCAACAUCGCAAAAGACUGAGAACCAGGAGUCUAGCGAAGAUCUUGAUGAAGACUUGGAGGAAUUUCUAACUCCAGAAAGCAGUGGUGAUACGUCCUCUGUGCACAAGAAGUUCAGUCAGUCGGAGGAAGCAAGGGACUCUGAAGAAGAUCUAAGGCCUCAAGAAGGUUGUGGUGAUACGGAGGAUUUGAGUGCCAACUCGUCCUUCCUUUCCUGCUCCUCGUAUGAGCAACUCCGGCAAUCGAUUCUCAAGAGAGACCGCCGCACAUCCACAUUAAACUUUAGAAGCCUGAUCGAUUUGGACUUCGCGGAGGAUCUGGAGACAACCUUCUCCGGUGUACAGCUUAGCUGUGCCUCUUCCACCAGCAGCAUAAUGAAAGGCAGAUCCCUGAGCCUUACGCCCAACAGCAGUGAAAGGACAAUCGAUGUUGAAAUCAACAAGAGUGUUUGGCCCUAUUUCAAACGUUCCGAUAUCGAUAGCGCCCUGUCGGUCUUUAAGCAAGUGGAUGAGGAAAAAAAUGGUUAUAUAUCGCUAUGCGGACUCAAGAGAUUCCUCGAACUCCUGGAGAUACCACAAACCCACUUGAAGACCAAGAAGAUGAUGGCCCAGGUGGUGAAGGGCCAGGAGGAUCGACUGAACUUUAGCGAUGCUCUGCUCAUCUAUGGAUCCCUGAAGCAUCGCCUGGUUCCGCUCAAAUGGAAGCUGCAGCAUUGCGAAAAGGGUCAAAUUGUCAUUUGCGAUGAGGUCGAUGUUGCCCAGGUGGGCGUGAGUGGAGCCAAGCUCUUCUUCGAAGCGAAGAUUGCUCUGCAAACACCGAGAUAUUCAAAGGAUACUACCAAGGGCAGCCCUGAAGUUCUCAAGAAACCCCAAAGCGAGCCAUGAUCCGUUGCGUUUAAAUUUCACGUUGAAUAACUGCUAAAUUUCACGUUUAUUUGCUGACUGACCUUGGGUCUACCACAUAACUUCCCCAUAAAUCAUUUUCCAAUAAAA
Messenger RNA from Drosophila serrata, 1339 nucleotides. RefSeq lists its product as uncharacterized. The record is from RefSeq and is a predicted model, not a curated record. Gene Ontology annotation, molecular function: calcium ion binding. Lineage: Eukaryota; Metazoa; Arthropoda; Insecta; Diptera; Drosophilidae.